AUGAACGACCCAUUCCAAUCCGACAACGACACCAACAGCCCCCCAUUCCCCUCCCCCCGCCAAGGCUGGGAAGAAGACCCCAUAGCCACUUACUACCUCCGCGCGCUCAACCGGGAGAUUCGGGCACUGAAAAGCGAUUACGAUCUCGCCUGUUCCUGUCAUACAUACAUCAAGAUGGCGGUUUUAAGUUUGAGGCUGUAUCUCCAUGAGUGGGAGGGGUUGAUGGGGGAGGUUAUGGGGUGUUCUGAUUCUGAGACCGAGGGAAAGCUGGUGGGCUCUGAGGGAGUGGGCUAUGAGGGAUUAAAGGGGUUGGAUGGGUAUAGAGAGGUUUUGGAGUUGAUGGAUAUGCGUACGUAUUUUACCUUUCCUAUCUAUCUACUUCCCUACCUCCAAGACUUACCGCAGUUACUCCCUUCUGCAUCUCUCUCUAGCAGAGACAAUGCUGCAUUUGAUGUCUCCUGGCUCUCGAGUGGCGAGGGUUGUGGUUGA
Molecule: messenger RNA, 489 nt
Organism: Neurospora tetraspora
Lineage: Eukaryota; Fungi; Ascomycota; Sordariomycetes; Sordariales; Sordariaceae
Exons: 2
Coding region: 1-489 (162 amino acids)
Source: RefSeq, a predicted model, not a curated record